AAAUCUUUAGUGGGACCCACCCCAGUUCACAGUAAUCGCGCAGCUCUUGUUGCCUCAGCGUCACCGAUCACACAGGACAGGGACCAAAUCAGAGCCCACAAUUAUCUUCUAUUUUGACAACCCAACAAUAAAUUCAACAUCCACCUUCAAGAACUUAAAAUUAGGGUUUAAUAGUGUCAACCUAGUGUUUUCUUCAUCGAAUUAGGGUUUCCUUUACAGUACAGAGAUGGACAAAUUAAAACUAGCUUCAUCUUCUUUGGGCGAGCGAUUGAAGACCGGUGGAGCUCAGAUGAGCCGAAUCGUCAGCACGAAGAUGAAGGAAAUCUUACAAGCCCCAACGGCGGAGUCCAAAUUCGUGGACGAAGCGACGUCGGAGAAUAUGGAAGAGCCCAACUGGGGCAUGAACUUGCGGAUUUGCGCGAUGAUCAACAGCGAAGAGUUGAGCGGUUCGGAGAUCGUGAAGGCAAUCAAGAAGAAGAUAUCGGGAAGAAGUGUGGUGAGCCAGAGGCUGAGUUUUGAUCUGUUGGAGGCGUGCACGUCCAACUGCGAGAAGGUGUUCUCGGAGGUGGCCUCCGAGAAGGUGUUGGAGGAGAUGGUUAGGAUGAUCGAUGAUCCGCGGUCCGAUCACGAGAACAGAGACAAGGCUUUGCAGUUGAUUAGGGCUUGGGGCCAGUCCGAGGAUCUCAAGUAUUUGCCUGUCUUUCAUCAAACUUAUAUGAGUGUGCAGACUAGAGGGACACCUCCACCACCGCAAGGUGGGAAUUCGCCUCCCAUGCAAUAUUCCUUGGAGUCAUAUAUUCGUCAACAGCCUAUGUCACCGCCUAGAAGUUACCCUGUCCCUGACUUGGGCCUGGACAGUCCAGAUAAUAAUAGUUCUUUACACAACUAUGGUGACCAAUCUGUUGAAGAAAAGAGAGAAUUUCUUCUGAUCACUCGAAACAGCCUUGACUUGUUCUCCAGCAUGUUGAAUUCAGAACCAAAACACAUCAAGGAUGAUUUGAUGGUGAGCAUGCUGGAGAAGUGUAAGCAGUCGCUGCCUUCUGUUCAGAGAAUUGCUGAAAGCACUAUUGAUGAUGAGGUUAUGCUCUUUGAGGCUCUGAAUCUUCACGAUGAGCUUCAACAAGUCAUUUUCAGAUACGAGGAAAUGGAAGCUGCAUUAGUGCCCAAAAGUGCACCGCCUGAAAACCCUGAUACCACUGAAGGCAAUUCACUUUUGCCAGUUGCAACCCGGAGUGAAAUGAAGAGGGGAAAUUCCCAAGAGGAGGAGAGCACAGAAUCCAGCAGUGAAACCAAAAAGGAAAAUUCUCCAAAUGAACAGAGAGUUGAAUCAGUCAUUGACAAGAGAAGUAUUGACUGAAUGAGUGGGGGGUAAGUAGUGGUUGUAUGUAAUUUAUAUCUACGUAUUGUUCUGUGUAGUUUUUGUUGCCCUGGGCAUACUUCAUUAACCAUUAGCCCAUUACAUCCAGGAUAUUAUAGUUUGCUUCUCUUUGAAUGAGGUGGUUAUUUAUGUUUCUUUGA
Molecule: messenger RNA, 1518 nt
Organism: Cornus florida
Lineage: Eukaryota; Viridiplantae; Streptophyta; Magnoliopsida; Cornales; Cornaceae
Product: TOM1-like protein 2
Exons: 3
Coding region: 227-1357 (376 amino acids)
Biological process (GO): protein transport to vacuole involved in ubiquitin-dependent protein catabolic process via the multivesicular body sorting pathway
Molecular function (GO): phosphatidylinositol binding; ubiquitin binding
Source: RefSeq, a predicted model, not a curated record